AUGCACGUCGCCGCCGCCGGUGGAGGAACAGGCUCCAGCCUAGCUCGUGCGAUCAUUAUUGUCACCGGUGUCUCAGCUCUAGUAGCAUCGCUACUUUCUAUUGUCAAAAAUUAUCGAAAGCCCUUACUCCAGAGAUAUGUUGUGCGCAUUCUGUUGAUGGUACCGAUUUUCGCCGCAUCAUCAUGGACGAGCAUCGUAUCCUUGACGGCAGCUCAGUUUCUUGAUCCCAUUCGUGAUAUAUAUGAGGCUUUCACCAUCUACACAUUCUUCCAGCUGCUUAUUAACUUUUUGGGGGGUGAGCGAGCAGUAAUCAUUAUGGCUCAUGGCCGUCCACCAGUCUCGCAUGCCUGGCCGCUGAACCACAUGCUGCCAAAGGUCGAUAUCUCUGACCCGCAUACCUUCCUGGCUGUCAAGCGUGGCAUCCUGCAAUAUGCCUGGCUGAAGCCCAUUUUGGCUAUUGCAUCAAUUGUGAUGAAAGCAACGGAUACAUACCACGAGGGAUAUUUGGAUCUCGGGUCAGGCUAUCUGUGGACCGGCAUCGUAUACAACGCCAGUGUGACCCUCAGUUUGUAUUCUCUUGCGAUGUUCUGGGUGUGCCUUCACGAUGAUCUUUUGCCAUUCCGCCCUAUUCCCAAAUUCCUCUGUGUCAAGCUCAUCAUCUUUGCCUCAUACUGGCAAGGAUUCUUCCUGUCCAUCUUGCAAUUCCUGGGGGCUCUUGGGAACGGUGUUGCUGGGUACACCCCGGACAAUCUUGCUGCCGCUAUCCAGGAUAGUCUGCUUUGCUUUGAGAUGCCUUUCUUUGCCAUCGCGCACUGGUACGCCUUCUCAUGGCAUGAUUAUGCGGACCCCACCAUCUCUGCUGCCCGAAUGCCAGUGAAAUACGCACUCCGAGAUGCAUUUGGCCCUCUCGAUCUGAUCGAGGACACAAAGAUGACACUGCGGGGUGACAAUUAUGACUAUCGAAUUUUCGACUCGGGCGACAACAUUAUCGCGCAUGAGGAAUCGGGUUCACGAGUCAAGCGAGUAAUGGAGGGAAUGCGGUAUGAACGAGGAGGAAAGGCAAAAUACUGGAUUCCCAAGCCAGGCGAGGCUAGCAAGACCGGAGAGGCUGAUAGUCGCACCCCACUUCUUGCUGGCAGUAGCUCUAGUGCUCAUGGUCGCCAUGAGAGAGGCGGCGGCAGUUCUGCCGACCGAUUCCGGUCCUAUAGCGAGAUUGAGGUCACGCUUGACGAUGAGGAUGAACAUUUAUUCACCAAUGCGCGGGCACUGGAAUUUGGAGAUUGGAACUACCCUGUCAUCACCGCCAACGAAGUCCCCAGAGAUCAACGGCUGCCAAGAACCAGAAGUUACCAACAGUCCAAACAAUCCGAUGAGGGCCAUGUGAAAAAGUCCCGCACGCACCGGAAAGGCCGAGCGUCGGGCAGCGACAGCAAGCAGGAUCCCAAUUCCUCGCGCAAGUCCAAGAGCUCCCGUGGACCAGGUUCUUUGCAGCGCAACGACAGCUCCACAAGCUCCCAUCAAUCGCAUCGCAGCCAUCAGUCGCACCGCAGCCAGCUGGUCGACCUCGUAGUGGAGAACCAGGAAGCUGAGGAGGAAGACCGAGCCCAGGCACAACGGGAAACCGGCUCUGCCUGGGGAGCUGAAAUUCGUCACUACGAGAGACCUUCUGGGCAGCCAAUUGAAGAAGAGGAUGACCCCGAAGCCCCGGCCCAGGAAUCCCCAACCGAGCCGGCCCACAACCAAGCUGCCACGCGAUGGGCGUACAGUGCCCUAGGGGAUGACAAUGAAGUGUGGAAAUAA
This is a messenger RNA of Penicillium longicatenatum, 1800 nucleotides long. Its product is annotated as OSTA/TMEM184 family protein. Gene Ontology annotation, molecular function: transporter activity. Bases 1 to 1800 code for a protein of 599 amino acids. Lineage: Eukaryota; Fungi; Ascomycota; Eurotiomycetes; Eurotiales; Aspergillaceae. The transcript has 6 exons. The record is from RefSeq and is a predicted model, not a curated record. Gene Ontology annotation, biological process: transport.